This is a messenger RNA of Phodopus roborovskii (desert hamster), 1172 nucleotides long. It is a transcript of the gene Ankrd65, whose product is annotated as ankyrin repeat domain 65. The coding region runs from base 56 to 1150 and encodes 364 amino acids. NCBI's taxonomy places the organism in Eukaryota, Metazoa, Chordata, Mammalia, Rodentia, Cricetidae. Gene Ontology annotation, cellular component: nucleus; cytoplasm. The record is from RefSeq and is a predicted model, not a curated record. The transcript is spliced from 4 exons. Gene Ontology annotation, molecular function: protein binding.
AGAAAUAGAAUAGAACCCUCAACCAGAAGACAGAGCUCCUUUGCCAGUUCGGGAGAUGGAUUCCAGAAGGCUGGAGGAAGAAUUACAGUGGAUGGAGCUGGUCUGGGAGGAGGUUCCAGCAGACAAGACAGAGGAACCUCUUAGCUCCCGGGUCUGGAGUACCCUGUUCCAGGCAGUGUGGUGGGGUGCUCCCAGCUUGGUGAUGCAGCUGCUGAGGCAAGGUGCCAGUGUGGAGGAGAGGGAUCACACAGGUCGGACUCCGCUCCAUCUGGCUGUGAUGCGAGGCCACGUGCCUCUUGUACACCUACUGUUGCAGCGUGGGUCCCUGGUGGGUGCAGUUGACCACAAAGGGCGCACACCACUGCACGAGACUGCCUGGCACGGGCACUCAAAACUUGCAGAACUAUUGCUGCAGCGUGGGGCCUCAGCAGUGGCGUGCUCUCAAACCGGGCUCACACCCCUGCACUGGGCAGCUGCGCUGGGCCGCACGCUACUGGUUACAUGCCUUAUGGCCGCUCCAGGUUCUGGCCCUGCUGUGAAAGACAGAAGAGGUUGGACUGCCAUUCACUGGGCAGCUGCGUGCAGGCAGCUGCCGGUGCUAGAGCUGCUGACCGUUACAGGCAGCGUAGACCUGGACAGCGCCCUGCUGGUGUCAGCGGUAGCUGGAAGUGCACCAGCCCUGAGGCUUCUCCUGGCACUGGGGGCAAAGGUGGAUGCCCUGGACAGCACAGGAGCUACCGCGCUUGGCCUGGCAGCUGGCCUAGGCCACCACCAAGAUGUUGAGGUGCUGCUGGACCACGGGGCAAACCCAAGUAUCAGGGACAGGAACAACCGCUCUGCACUCCACAGGGCCGCCACUGGUGGAUACCUACCUGUUAUACAGCUGCUGGUGGCCAAGGGCAUUGAGGUGGAUUCUCAAGACUCCCUGGGGCUCACACCCCUACACUAUGCUGCUCGGGGAGGCCAUGUAGAAGUUGUCAGCCAUCUCCUGGACAGGGGUGCACAGGUCAAUGCUGCUGGCUGGCUCCACAAGACCCCUCUGCACCUUGCUGUGGAAUGUGGUCACAGCAGCACCAUAGAGCUUUUGCUGAGCCGAGGAGCCAACUCUACCUUGAGGACACAGUGGGGUGAAGUGGCCCAGGCUCUAUAGGGUGUCUGCCCAAGGCACUGCC